UCUCACCUUCCUGAACCACUGUUUGACCAGAUCCUGGACCAUAUGCUAGUACUUAUUCGUGACACUCAUGACUCGGUCUGUCAGGAUCAGUCAAUAAGGAAUAUAUCGGGUGGAUAUAUCCUAAUCCACCAUGCUGUUUCUUCUCCUAUUCUCUUUUCUUGUUCGUUUGCGGUUGGGCUGCGUCACUACCCUGCUCCAACGGUCUAACUGAUAUACCGUCGCAUCUAGUCCCGUUUGCUGCGGGGUGUCCAUUAUUCAGUCAUUUUAAUAUAUUAUUCUUUGAUAAUAUUUUCAAUAUUGAAAAUUUUCUCGUUUGUCGGUGUGUAGGGUAGGGCAUGUGAGCACUGAAAUGCUGGAGAUAUACCCCCGGUUGGUGUUUUUGUCGCAGUCACCUAUGUUUAUGUUCAGCAAUAUUCACAUCUCUCGCCUACAUCAACUUAAUACCUCGUCGUCAUGGCUAGACUUCGAGAAUUCCACCAGAUGGUAGACGAGAUCUCCGACGAAGGCGUCGGGCUCGACGACGACGACACCCGCAGCGUAUCCAUCAAGUCAACCGUCUUCGACUACAUCUUCGAGAACGGGCGUCGCUACCACCGCUACCACGCCGGCUCUUACCCCCUCCCCAACGACGACCUCGAACAAGCGCGCCUGAAACUCUGCCACCACCUCUGGUCGGCCAUCAUGAACGAGCGCCUGUGCAAAAUGCCGCUUCACAACCCCCAGCGCAUCCUCGACAUUGGCUGCGGCACGGGCGACUGGGCGAUCGACAUGGGCGACUGCUUCCCCUCCGCCAUCGUCAUCGGCACGGACCUAAGCCCUAUCCAACCCACGUGGAUUCCGCCGAAUGUGCGCUUCUACAUCGAAGAUGCAGAGGACGAGUGGACCUUUGACGGCUCCUUUGACCUCGUGCAUGGCCGGAUGCUGGCGGGCAGUAUCACGGACUGGCACCGGUUUUUCAAGCAGGCCUAUGAGCAGCUGCGGCCGGGGGGAUGGGUAGAAAUGAACGAAGUCGAGUCAAGAUUCUACUCCGACGACGCGAAACCCAGAGACGUGGCGGUACUGAGAAGAACAACAGCGAGGUUCGAAAAGGCCAGCACCGCGCUUGGCAAACCCUUCAAUGUAUCCGUAUUAAGACAGGCCAUGCACGAUGCUGGGUUCGUCGAUAUACAAGAAGAAGUUUACAAGAUCCCCAUUGGAACCUGGCCCGCCAACCCCAUUCUCAAAAACCUCGGCCACGCAGCUCUCACCGCCGCCCACGAAUCCGUCGAGCCGUACAUGCUAGCCCUCGGCACACGCGUCCUAGGCGAAUCGGCCGGGACAAUCCACGACAUGGCGCGGAGCAUGAAACACGAGAUCUCGAAACCGCAUCUUCAUCUCUACACUCAAGCGCAUUUCAUUUGGGGGCGAAAACCUUGAUACUACUACCUACUAUUACUUAUUGCUUAUCUGACGGGCGUUUAUCGUGGGUGGAUACGAAUCUCGCAUUUCGUUAGGCAUGGAGUUGGGGAAUAAAAUUGGUGCGGCGUUUGGAUUAGUUGUAAUUAUUAUUCGUAAUAUCUUGAGAUACCCUCGAUGAUGAAAUGUGAUGUGAUCUCGUUCAGGAAUUGCUCUAAGUAACACGUAUGUAAUGUGACGGUCAGGUCGUGAUCACCUAACCACCCCUAUUUACACGCAAAUAAGAUACUAGAAAUUCUAUAUAUUAUAAUUUUCUCCUCUAUACUUAGUAAAACAGGAC
Molecule: messenger RNA, 1735 nt
Organism: Talaromyces proteolyticus
Lineage: Eukaryota; Fungi; Ascomycota; Eurotiomycetes; Eurotiales; Trichocomaceae
Product: S-adenosyl-L-methionine-dependent methyltransferase
Exons: 3
Coding region: 454-1416 (320 amino acids)
Molecular function (GO): methyltransferase activity
Source: RefSeq, a predicted model, not a curated record